GUGAUGUUGUCUGGCUCUUUUGUUUUGAUUUUUGAGAGUAGCUCUGUCUGGCCUGGAACUUCCCUUGUAGACCAGGCCAGCCUUGAACUUGCUACAGUCCUCCUGUUCUUCCUCACAACUGCUGGGAUUGCAGUGGUGUCAGCAAAGCCCAAGGUGCACAGCCGCCAGCCGAGGAUCAACUCCUACGUGGAGGUGGCAGUAGAUGGACUCCCCAGUGAGACCAAGAAGACCGGGAAGCGCAUCGGGAGCUCGGAGCUUCUGUGGAAUGAAGUCAUCGUCCUGAAUGUCACAGCCCAGAGUCAUUUAGAUCUGAAGGUCUGGAGCUGUCACACCUUGAGGAAUGAACUACUAGGCACUGCCUCUGUCAACCUCUCCAAUGUCCUGAAGAACAAUGGCGGCAAAAUGGAGAACACACAACUGACCCUGAACCUGCAGACGGAGAACAAAGGCAGUGUUGUUUCAGGAGGAGAGCUGACAAUUUUCCUGGAUGGGCCAACUGUUGAUCUGGGAAGCGUGCCUAAUGGCAGUGCUGUGACAGACGGAUCACAGCCACCUUCAAGAGAAUCCAGUGGGACAGCUAUAGGUGCAGAGACCCGGCACCAGCCCCCUAGUACCAACUGCUUUGGUGGCAGAUCCCGGACGCACAGGCACUCAGGUGGCACAGCCAGGACAGCCACAGCAGCCGGUGAACAAAGCCCUGGUGCUAGGAACCGGCACCGCCAGCCCGUGAAGAACCCCAGCAGCAGUGGCUUAGCCAAUGGCACAGUGAAUGAGGAACCUACUGCAGCCAGUGAUCCUGAAGAACCUUCUGUUGUUGGUGUGACAUCCCCACCUGCUGCAGCCUUGAAUGUGUCCCCAAACCCUAACAGGACAUCUCUCCCUGAACCAUCCACACCUGCUGAGGGAGAGGAGCCCAGCACUUCUGGGACACAGCAGCUCCCUGCUGCUGCCCAGGCCCCUGAUGCUCUUCCUGCUGGAUGGGAACAGAGAGAGCUACCCAACGGGCGCAUCUAUUAUGUUGACCACAAUACCAAGACCACCACCUGGGAGCGGCCUCUUCCUCCAGGGUGGGAAAAGCGCACAGACCCCCGAGGAAGGUUCUACUAUGUGGAUCACAACACCCGGACGACCACCUGGCAGCGCCCAACUGCUGAGUACGUGCGCAACUAUGAGCAGUGGCAGUCCCAGCGGAAUCAGCUGCAGGGGGCCAUGCAGCACUUCAGCCAAAGAUUCCUGUACCAGUCUUCAAGUGCUUCGACUGACCAUGAUCCCCUGGGCCCCCUCCCGCCUGGCUGGGAGAAGAGGCAGGACAAUGGACGGGUGUAUUACGUGAACCACAACACACGAACUACCCAAUGGGAGGACCCUCGGACCCAAGGGAUGAUACAGGAGCCGGCCCUACCCCCAGGCUGGGAGAUGAAAUACACCAGUGAGGGUGUGCGGUACUUUGUGGACCACAAUACCCGCACUACCACCUUUAAGGAUCCUCGCCCAGGGUUUGAGUCAGGGACAAAGCAAGGCUCCCCUGGUGCUUACGACCGAAGCUUUCGCUGGAAGUAUCACCAGUUCCGGUUCCUCUGCCAUUCCAAUGCCCUCCCCAGCCACGUGAAGAUCAGCGUUUCGAGGCAGACACUCUUUGAGGAUUCUUUCCAACAGAUUAUGAACAUGAAACCUUACGACCUGCGCCGCCGGCUCUACAUCAUCAUGCGUGGUGAGGAGGGCCUGGACUACGGCGGCAUCGCCAGAGAGUGGUUUUUCCUCCUGUCCCAUGAGGUGCUCAACCCUAUGUACUGUUUAUUUGAGUAUGCUGGGAAGAACAAUUACUGCCUGCAGAUCAACCCGGCCUCUUCCAUCAACCCUGAUCACCUCACCUACUUCCGCUUUAUCGGCAGAUUCAUCGCCAUGGCUUUAUACCAUGGCAAGUUCAUCGACACCGGCUUCACCCUCCCUUUCUAUAAGCGGAUGCUCAACAAGAGACCGACCCUGAAGGACCUGGAGUCUAUCGACCCUGAGUUUUACAACUCCAUUGUCUGGAUCAAAGAGAACAACCUGGAAGAGUGUGGCCUGGAGCUGUUCUUCAUCCAGGACAUGGAGAUCCUGGGCAAGGUGACAACCCAUGAGCUGAAGGAAGGCGGCGAGAACAUCCGAGUUACAGAGGAAAACAAGGAAGAGUACAUCAUGCUGCUGACUGACUGGCGGUUUACCCGAGGCGUGGAAGAACAGACCAAAGCCUUCCUGGACGGCUUCAAUGAGGUGGCCCCUCUGGAGUGGUUGCGCUAUUUUGAUGAGAAAGAGCUGGAGCUGAUGCUGUGCGGCAUGCAAGAGAUAGACAUGAGCGACUGGCAGAAGAACGCCAUCUACCGGCACUACACCAAGAGUAGCAAGCAGAUCCAGUGGUUCUGGCAGGUGGUGAAAGAGAUGGACAACGAGAAGAGGAUCCGGCUCCUGCAGUUUGUCACGGGAACCUGCCGCCUGCCUGUUGGGGGGUUUGCAGAACUCAUUGGGAGCAAUGGACCCCAGAAAUUCUGCAUUGACAGAGUUGGCAAGGAAACCUGGCUGCCCCGGAGCCAUACGUGCUUCAACCGUCUGGAUCUGCCACCCUAUAAGAGCUAUGAACAGCUGAAAGAGAAGCUGCUGUACGCCAUCGAGGAGACAGAGGGCUUUGGACAGGAGUAGCCAAGGCUGCCCCUCCCGUGCCCUCCAACACAUGAAGUCCCGAGUCCUUCCUCCUGAGAUGCCACCAGCUGCACAGCCCUUAGGAGGCCCCUUUGGACAGUGGCCCUGCACAGGACCAUGCUUUGAUCAUGCCAGAGACUGAAGAGUCUGACCCCAAGAGGCCUUGGGGACCCCUUCUCCUAUCUGAGGAUGGCGGUCUGGAAUAAAGUCCCCUGUCACCUUUGACUCCAUCACCUGUUGCAAAGUCAGAGGGGCUGUGCUUCUCUGCAAAAAUUCCCCCUCUUCUAGGACCAAGUCUUGGUGUGUGUGCGUGUGUGAGGGAACAUGCCACAGAAGCUGGGCCUCACGUAUUAGAGGAGAUAGGCCAUAUGGGCUGGCUGGCUGGACCCAGAAAGCCAGGGUCUUUGCCUGCAGAAUAGGCUCUGCUUUCAUAGAGCUUUCCUGCAGUCUGUGUGGAACAGGCCUAGGGAGCAACUCUGCAUCAAACCUGUCUUUGCUUUACUCCCUGACAGGCUGCCGCCAAGGGGACUGAGCAGCGGGCACUCAGGGCCACCAGCUUGUCUCUUCCUAGCAAGCAAAGGGUUGAAGAAUCACUGUGUGUCAGUGGGAAGGAAACAGCAGACA
Acomys russatus (golden spiny mouse) is the source of this 3300-nucleotide messenger RNA. RefSeq names its product WW domain containing E3 ubiquitin protein ligase 2 (gene Wwp2). The transcript has 23 exons. Gene Ontology annotation, molecular function: ubiquitin protein ligase activity; protein binding. NCBI's taxonomy places the organism in Eukaryota, Metazoa, Chordata, Mammalia, Rodentia, Muridae. Gene Ontology annotation, biological process: regulation of monoatomic ion transmembrane transport; protein K63-linked ubiquitination; ubiquitin-dependent protein catabolic process. The coding region runs from base 4 to 2676 and encodes 890 amino acids. The record is from RefSeq and is a predicted model, not a curated record.